AUGGGACCGCCACCGCUACCUUCACCAAAAGCAACCAGGCCUUCGAUGGAGAAGAAUGGCGACAACAAUGUCCGUCAGGGAACCAAGCGGCCGAGCGAGACGUCUCUCCAUGAUCAAAUGCCCGCGGACAAGGUUCAACGCAUUGAAACUUCUCGUGAGACUCGCAAUGAAGCGCCUGAAAAGAAAGCACUUACUGCACCGCAGCGUCAAGAGCUGAAGGCUGUCGAUACCAGCAGAUCAGUGGAAAGGUCGUCUCCCGGCUACCGUAUCCGGGCCGCCGCUGAAGAAAGUCCUAAGGUCAGUAGGCCAGUGCAACCGCGCCCAACUUCUCCCCGUCGGCACGUAGCAAGAAGCGUCAGUCCUCCAUCGCUUGCAAAACGAAUUUCAUUGCCGGACAACCACACCUUCAGCCGCCGAGCUCCAGAAGAAAAUUUAUCAUCGUCACGCGCUGCGCAUACUUCCAAUGGUAAACCGCCCUACAGUAAAGAGCAUUCUCCAGAUCGCCGCUCAUACGGCAGACCUCGUUCUCCGGUUCCGCAAGACUGGCCCAGUGGUCACAAUAGGAGCCGCGACUACGAUUCGAACCAUCAUUCACGCAGCGUACACCACGAUACCAAAGACGAAUACUCCCACUCUAACCACCUGAGCCGGGACAACUCUCGGGGUCGGGGCCGCGGCCGUGGAGGACACCCUCCAUCUCGAGUAGAGGAGGCUCGACAAAACAGUGCAAGAGAUCUACAAGCGGAGUCUUCCUUGGUCCAUCCGCGUCAAGGAGGUAAUCGAUACUUCAUAAUAAAGUCAUGGAAUCACGAGAACGUCCAGAUUGCACAGCGGGAUGGCACCUGGGCCACCCAGCCGCACAAUGUGGAGACCUUCGUCGAAGCUUUCAAGACCUGUCGAAAUGUCAUCCUGGUCUUCUCGGUCAACAAGAGCAUGGCCUUCCAAGGAUACGCCAGAAUGGAAUCCGUACCCGGUACCGCGCCCGAACCAUCCUGGACCAAGAAACUACUCUGGCCAUCCUCGCCACCCUUCUACAUCCGCUGGAUCACGAUAGCAAACACGCGCUUCAGCCGCGUUGGCCACCUCAAGAAUGCGCUCAACGAGAACCUGGCUGUGCUCGUUGGCCGGGAUGGACAAGAGAUUGAACAAAACUGCGGAGCUGCCCUCUGCGAACUUAUUGACGAAGAGAGCCGUCGGGUGCAUUGA
Coniosporium apollinis CBS 100218 is the source of this 1206-nucleotide messenger RNA. RefSeq lists its product as uncharacterized. The record is from RefSeq and is a predicted model, not a curated record. Gene Ontology annotation, molecular function: N6-methyladenosine-containing RNA reader activity; mRNA binding. Bases 1 to 1206 code for a protein of 401 amino acids. The transcript is spliced from 4 exons. Lineage: Eukaryota; Fungi; Ascomycota; Dothideomycetes. Gene Ontology annotation, cellular component: nucleoplasm. Gene Ontology annotation, biological process: mRNA splicing, via spliceosome; regulation of mRNA splicing, via spliceosome.